Molecule: messenger RNA, 4816 nt
Organism: Pangasianodon hypophthalmus (striped catfish)
Lineage: Eukaryota; Metazoa; Chordata; Actinopteri; Siluriformes; Pangasiidae
Gene: ajuba
Product: ajuba LIM protein
Exons: 9
Coding region: 1823-3955 (710 amino acids)
Biological process (GO): regulation of DNA-templated transcription; positive regulation of miRNA-mediated gene silencing; negative regulation of hippo signaling
Cellular component (GO): adherens junction; P-body; transcription regulator complex
Molecular function (GO): transcription corepressor activity
Source: RefSeq, a predicted model, not a curated record
GUCGUUACUGCAGAUUAAGUGUUUAAAUGAAAUGGUGCAUAUUUGUUUGUAAAUAAGAGCUUGUAAACAAUCCUAUUAAACAGCUCUGUUGUAAAGUUCCAUGGUAUAAUGAUGUAAAUGUAAAAUGUAAGAAUUAGACUUUUGCUUUGAGAAUGUUAAAGGCAGUGGCUUAGAAUAUGAUGUGUGUUCAGUUUCAUUAUUCAGAAGCGCUUUCAUCAUUUUCACACACAUGAGAGCAGAGACUUGUUUUCUCCAGACAGCUUGUAAUCUUCCUCUCGCAUUCUUGCUGUGUAUCUAGCCGUGCAGUGCUGACUGAAACAUCCCCUGUGUGUGUGUGUGUGUGUGUGUUCUCUCCAACAAGUCCCCACUCGCUGAUAACGCGCCCAGCGAGGGAGAGGCACACCGACACACACACACACACACACACACACACACACACACACACACACUUCUGCUAGCCGGAGGAAAAAAGCAUACACACACAAGGCAUGAAGAAGGGGCUUCGGGGCGACAUCAAUCUGAGAAGUUUGGACGUGUGACGAAAUUGUGGGAUGCUGAAAUCCAUCCGCGCUGCCCAGAAGAAAGAUGUUCCGGUCUGGAAAAAAAAAAAAAAAAAAAAAAAAAAAAAAAACGCUACAGAAGAAGAAAGAAGGGGGAGGUAGAGAAAAAUUGCAGCAAAGAAAGAAAGUUAAUCGGCGUUGUUUCAUUUUCAGCUUUUAAGAAGACGUUUUCCGCGCUCGUUUCCCUCUCUGAAGGUUUGGAUAAGUGCUCCGACGCUUUUGCGACUUCUUCACACAUUUCUUUUUGUCCCUCAUGUUUGAGGCUUUUCCACUAUUUUUUUGGAGUUCAUUUUCUUUCCAGCAGGAUUGGAAAUAGUGGGAAAGCUCAGAGGAAGCGUGUCCGUGUGCUCAGGUAGACAUUAUUAGUUGGUGUACAGCGUGUUUCUGUCUUACUGGUGAAGCCGAAGCCUUUUCUCUUAGAAAGCUGAGGAGAAAACGACAUUUUUCUGCCUUCCCCGUGUUUGGAGCCAGUUAGCUGUGGCACAGCGGCUGCAGUGUCGCAGAACCACAGCUUAUCUGACCACUGAAGUAGCUUGAAGUUGACUUAAAGGUGUCAUAUACCUGCUAUCAGCAACACGUCUUUGAAACUACGGACUAAGUGGCAGUUAUUAGGAGACUUUUCAGCUGCAACCAGAAAAAAAAAACAAAAACACAAACAGCAGCCUUUUCUGAAUGUGACCGCUACAUUCACCACACUUCAGCCGACAACUACAACGAAAUAACUUUCUUUUUUUUAUGAAGACUAGCGUGCGUUAAAAGCUCGGACAUCAGGUGCUGAGGUAAAGCGUCUUGUUUUAUUACUUGGCAGCUGGCGACGGGAGCGCGAGCAGGGUGGGAAGGCAUCAUUCAGCCGCUAGCAGAUGGAUGUGCAUGCUUCCCUCCUCACAUGCACCAGCAGAUCCGCGACGUGGAAACUUUCAGGCCACAUCAAACAUCUCUUCAAGUCUCAUUAAUCCGAGAUGUAGCCCACAUGCCAUAACGUAUUUUUUUUUUAACUUAUCUUUAUUUUAUCUGAGAUAUUUAUUGUUAGCUGAACAAACAAUACAAAACAGCUUUUGAACUGUUUUUUUUUUUUUGUCUUAAUCCUUGUUUGUUGUCUUUGUCAUUUCAUUUGCUGUAGAUUUAGAAAGACUUGAACAUUGUUUUGUGUUUACACUGUAUUUAUGAUACUGUAUUUAAGCUGUAGUCUUUCAGGUGUCAUUUCAGAAAAAAAAGAAAAGUGUUUAACACUUGUUCAGGCUAUUUAUUAGAAAUUUGACAUCAUGGAGAAAAUUGGUACCAAAUUGAAGCAAAAGUUUAAACUGGCCGAUUCUGGCAGUGUCAAGUUUAGCAAAAAGAAAAAUGAACUCUCCAACACAAAUAACAACAGUAACAGUGUAAGUGGUGCACCGCCAGUUGUGACCCACUUGAGCCCGGCAACAAGCCCGUCACCUGCGAGUACGGUUCAGUUCAGCCUCACCUGCUCACCCUCCAUUGAGGCAUCUUCAGGCGUCAGAUCGGCAAAGGUGGUCAACUCUCAGAGGGUGUCUACCUGUGUUGCCUCCACCACCUCACCAUCUGUACCAGAAGAAUCUGGGCCUUCGCUUGAACACCACCCAGUGACUCUUGCUCCUUUGCGGCGCCGCUCGCCUCAGCAGCGCGUGUCUUGCUACCUGCCUGACACUGUGGAAGGCCGAGGUGCCUGUGAUCAGUCCAGGCGUACCGAUUUGCCCCAAGGUGAGCAUGCCGACCCACAAGGUACUUACAGCCCAAAUUCGCGAGUCGCCCUGAACCAGCGCCGGUAUUCUCUGGAGCUUCAGCAGCUUGUGAGAAGGCAGCAGCUCCUUGCCCAACCCCCACUGUCUUCCAUGCCGCCUCCAUACCCAACACCUAGCCCAGUCACCCGCUCAGGUUCUGCAGAACCAAGCUUUCUGCCUGAACCAGAACGCCACAAACGCCUCUCCCUGCAGGAGGCACUGUUCUACAAGCGCUGGAGCUCUGGAGGAGAGCCAUGGGACAGCGGCAGGCCAGCAUCACUUUCACAUCCUCCAGUGAGGAGCCAUGAAGGUGCUGGGGCUACCUGCCUCUUUCCUUCUGGACCAGCACUGAGCCCCUGCUCCUCCUUUAGCCUGCAGGAGUCAGUGUUAGCCAGCCCACGCUCAAGCUUUGCCAGCAGCACAGCUAGUGGAGGAGGUGGUGGUGGUGGUGGUGGUGGAGGAGGGGGCACAAGCGGAAGUCCUAUCGGUAGCCCGUGCAGCAGCAACCGCACCAGCGGCAUUAGCCUUGGCUACGACAGUCGCCACGUGUCUGGCCCUGCCCAGCCGCUGCACUUCUCCUCCACACAGCUAGGUGGCACCACCACUGGGCAUGUGUACCCAACAUCUGGCCCUGGGAAAGCACCCCCAAUAGAGGUGUGGAGGGACUAUCUAGAACGAACAUCAGGGAUCGGAGGAGGUUUUCAAGAUGGCCGCCACUCAUACCCACCAGCGGGCAGUUCCCCAGCAGCAACAGAGUGGUGGAGUGGCACAGAGCAACGGGGACCAAGGACAGAGAGCACAGGGGAGCGGAUGAGGCACUCAGACCUGCCAGGUACCCACUACCAGCAGGAGCUGACCCGCCUCCUACUGAGGGACAUGACAUUGGAGGGAGAAGAGCAGUUGGGAGGACUAGCCUUGAGGGAGCAGCCUCUGUCCACCUCUGCACCUCCUGCAGCCAAUGUAUCUGUGGCUCUGAAACCUCAGGAGGAACAGGUGUCUCUGAGGGAACCACCAUCAGCCCUGGACCGGCAAGAAUUUUUUGGAACAUGUGUGAAGUGUGGAAAAGGUGUGUAUGGUGCAGAUAAUGCUUGCCAGGCUCUGGACAGUCUGUAUCACACUCGCUGCUUCACCUGUGUGUCCUGCGGUCGCACACUUAGAAACAAGGAUUUCUACAAUGUUGGUGGAUCAGUGUACUGUAAGGAGGAUUACAUGUUUUCUGGCUUCCAGGCAGCAGCAGAAAAAUGCUGUGUGUGUGGCCAUCUGAUCCUGGAGCAGAUUCUGCAAGCCCUGGGGAACUCGUAUCACCCGGGCUGUUUCCGCUGUACGGUCUGCUCCAAGACGCUGGAUGGCGUGCCUUUCACAGUGGACUACCUCAAUAACGUCUACUGCGUUGCAGACUACAACAGGACAUUCGCUCCUAAAUGCGCUGCCUGUUUACAACCUAUUUUACCUGCUGAGGGCAGUGAGGAGAUUCUCAGGGUGGUAUCCAUGAACAAAGACUAUCACUUUGAGUGCUAUCACUGUGAGGAGUGUGGGAAGCAGCUCUCUGAUAAACCAGGCUCUCAGUGCUUCCCCCUGGACUCCCACCUCCUCUGCCACUCCUGUCACAUGAGCAGGGUGUGCGCCUCUCACAACCUUCCCCCACACAACACACACUAAAUGUGGGGACCAUUCUGUUGGACCAAUACACUGCUUUGUAAUAUGUAUGCAUAUUUGUGACCAAGAUUAUUUGUCACUGUCUUUUAAAGUAUUUGCUCUUUUCUUGUUCUUUUCCAUCACCUGCACACACAUGCUUCAGAUUGCAACACUGAAAAGAGGUAGUGUGAUGUUAUUGACUGAUUUUUCAAACUUGAGGUCCUACAUUUCAAGUGUGGAACUAGAGGGAUGUGUGCCCCUCUAGUGGCCAGUAAGUUCACAGACAGAAUCCUGCUGACUAAACUUUCGGUACAAGGUUUGAUCACUGUUGUCAACCUUACUAAGUUAUUAGGGCAUAUGAAAUAUCAUGUUGAGCUACUGUUUAUAUUCUCAUAUCUGCUGUAGAAAAAAAUACAAGGGACUUAUUCUUAACUUUUUAAAAAAAAUAUUUAAUAUCACUAGCAAAGGUUUUGCACUUAAAUGAACAUGUUUACCUUUUAAGAGAUUUUUUUUUUAAAAGAAAUGUUUCUGCAAAAGAGUAAAAACAUUCCUGUAUCUGUCUUUAUUAAUAAACUUCUUUCUAUCUCAGUUUUGAGUCUUAUUUUUGCUGUGAUAUGUAAAACACUUUGUCCCACCACAAGGAUAGGAAACUUUUUAGUUUGUAUUAGCAUUUUACCUUAUGAAUCCAGCACAAUUCUUUUUUUCUUUUCUUUUUUUUUUAAAGGGCCAUUUAUCUUUUUUUAAGCCUGGGUGUUAGUGUUUAGCCAGAGGUUUGUUUCUGUAUGUCCACUGUUGUAUUCCAAAAACACUACUUGUUAAGGGAAAAUUAAGAUGCUGUCAACUUUUUUUUUUUAAUAAACCCAGGUCAAGUCAGUCACUGUGUCA